GUUACGUCUCGUACUCAAGCGGUGCGGUGCAGUUUUGGGCUGCCCCUCCGAAAACUAUCCGUCUUUCUCUCUCCUCUCCCGUCAUCAUCGUCUUCGUCGGUCUUACCGUUCGGAUCUCCGACCAUUUACCCCUCUAUAUCCUUCCCUCUCCUCAUCCCUUAUUAUUCAUCAGGGAAAAAAAAUUCCAAAAAAACAAAAAAGAAAAAUCGGUAAAUUUUUUUUUUUCCAGCGAAAACCCUUCACUAUAUUGCUACUGUGGGAGCCAGAGGGAGAGAGAUUUUAGUUCGAAAAUUCAUCUCUCCGGUUCUCUACGGCCUUUCGUCGGGCAACUGGUGUGGCUUUCUUUUUUAUUUCAGCGUAGAAGCAAGGCAGAGAGUUUUAUCAAUAACAAGAGGAGAGGGAAGAAAAAAGAAAAAAAGCAAAAAAUUCAGAAAAAGAAGUGCAAAAAAAGAAAGUCGAGGUUAAGGUUCGAUAAGGGUUUUUCUUGUUCGAGAUGGCACAGGUUCAAGUCCAGCCUCAGGCUCCUCUCUCUGGCCCAAAUGCAGCGGGCAACACUGGGGCGAACCCUUACGUUUCGACUUCUCUGUAUGUGGGAGACCUUGAGUUCAACGUGACGGACUCGCAGCUUUACGAUCUGUUUAGCCAGCUUGGUCCAGUCGUGUCGGUUCGCGUUUGUAGGGAUUUGAGUACACGACGGUCCCUUGGUUACGCUUAUGUUAACUACGGCUCCAACCAAGAUGCUGCAAGGGCAUUGGAUGUUCUUAACUUUACUCCUCUUAAUGGGAAGCCCAUUCGCAUUAUGUAUUCUCACCGUGACCCUAGUAUCCGUAAAAGUGGGACUGCUAAUAUAUUCAUUAAGAAUCUUGAUAAGGCAAUUGAUAACAAGGCACUACAGGAUACAUUUUCUGUGUUUGGAAACAUUUUGUCUUGCAAGAUAGCAACAGAUCCUUCUGGCCAGUCCAAAGGAUAUGGAUUUGUUCAGUUUGAUAAUGAGGAAUCAGCCCAAAAUGCUAUAGACAAACUUAAUGGCAUGCUGAUGAAUGAUAAACAAGUUUACGUUGGACCCUUUCUUCGUAAGCAGGAGAGAGAAUCCACAAUGAACAAGACAAAGUUUAAUAAUGUUUAUGUAAAGAAUCUCUCCGAGUCAACAACUGAAGAAGAUCUGAAGCAAAUUUUUGGUGAAUAUGGGGCAAUAACUAGUGUAGUAGUAAUGAGGGAUGCAGAUGGAAAAUCUAAGUGUUUCGGAUUCGUAAACUUUGAGAGUACAGAUGAUGCUGCUCUGGCUGUUGAGGCUCUUAAUGGAAAGAAAUUUGAUGAGAAGGAAUGGUAUGUUGGAAAAGCACAGAAAAAAUCUGAAAGAGAACAAGAACUAAAAGGACGAUUUGAUCAGACUAUAAAGGAGACAGUAGACAAAUAUCAAGGGGUGAACUUAUAUGUGAAGAAUCUAGAUGAUAGCAUUGGUGAUGAUAAGUUGAAUGAAUUGUUCUCUGAGUUUGGUUCAAUUACAUCAUGCAAGGUUAUGCGAGACCCUAAUGGGAUAAGUAGAGGUUCAGGAUUUGUCGCUUUCUCUACUCCUGAAGAAGCAUCGCGAGCGCUUGCUGAGAUGAAUGGCAAAAUGAUUGUAAGCAAACCUCUUUAUGUUGCUCUUGCACAAAGGAAGGAAGAUAGAAGAGCAAGAUUGCAGGCACAAUUUUCUCAAAUGAGGCCCGUUGCGAUGCCACCUUCUGUUACUCCUCGUGUGCCAAUUUACCCUCCUGGUGGUCCUGGUAUUGGCCAACAGAUAUUUUAUGGUCAGGGCCCCCCUGCUCUCAUUCCUCCUCAGCCUGGAUUUGGAUACCAGCAGCAACUUGUUCCUGGGAUGAGGCCUGGUGGCGCUCCCAUGGCAAAUUUCUUUGUUCCAAUGGUUCAGCAAGGUCAGCAGGGUCAACGGCCAGGGGGCAGACGUGCAGGGGCUGGACCAGUGCAACAAAACCAACAGCCAGUGCCUCUAAUGCAACAGCAGAUGCUUCCAAGGGGAGGACGAAUGUAUCGAUACCCGCCAGGACGUAACAUGCCUGACAUGCCCAUGCCUGGGGUUGCUGGUGGCAUGAUUUCUAUGCCAUAUGACAUGGGCGGCAUGCCAUUGAGAGAUGCUUCAAUGUCACAGCCUAUUCCUAUUAGUGCAUUGGCUUCUGCCCUGGCAAAUGCUACUCCUGAACAACAGAGGACGAUGCUGGGUGAAAGUCUGUACCCGCUAGUUGAUCAGCUUGAGCAUGAAAUGGCGGCUAAAGUGACGGGAAUGCUGCUGGAGAUGGACCAGACAGAGGUCUUGCACUUGCUUGAAUCGCCAGAAGCUCUGAAAGCUAAGGUUGCAGAGGCCAUGGAGGUUCUGAGGAACGUUCAGCAGCAGGCAAGCAGUCCAACUGACCAACUGGCCUCACUGUCACUGAAUGACAACCUUGUUCCCUGAGUGCAUGUGUUUUGAGUGUCGACAUACGAUUUGAUUAUGAGUGCUGGAUUUUUAAUAAACAAUCUUAAGGGUGUUUAUGAUA
Messenger RNA from Telopea speciosissima, 2531 nucleotides. Its product is annotated as polyadenylate-binding protein 2-like. The record is from RefSeq and is a predicted model, not a curated record. Gene Ontology annotation, cellular component: ribonucleoprotein complex. Lineage: Eukaryota; Viridiplantae; Streptophyta; Magnoliopsida; Proteales; Proteaceae. The coding region runs from base 494 to 2449 and encodes 651 amino acids. The transcript is spliced from 10 exons. Gene Ontology annotation, molecular function: RNA binding.